This is a messenger RNA of Hylaeus volcanicus, 1887 nucleotides long. RefSeq names its product MYCBP-associated protein-like. The record is from RefSeq and is a predicted model, not a curated record. The coding region runs from base 1 to 1887 and encodes 628 amino acids. The transcript has a single exon. Lineage: Eukaryota; Metazoa; Arthropoda; Insecta; Hymenoptera; Colletidae.
AUGGAUUACGCACGUAAAAUUGGUAAGCCAAAAGGCAUAACGAAAUGGGAGCCACCGGUGCAAAGGCUAGCGUCCGUGCAUGACAACCUCAUGUUCACGAGAGAAAGAUUCUCGGAAGACGCUCGUCUAGUCAACUGGAGAAAAUGGUUAGCAAACCGAAGUAAACAAUACAAACACAUCGAGUCGUCCACCGGACGUCACCAGAAUGAUCAACUUCUGAAUUCCUGCGAGAAAAUUCGACCACUGAUCGAAACCAGGAACGUGAUGGAUUAUGCGACCGUACCUGCGCCAGUGGUUCCAGACAAGUUCAGAGGUGGGCCAGAAUUCUGGAGAACUCCGGAAGCGCUACCAAAUCGUGACCCCUGCUUGCCAGACAUCACCAUCACGCCAACCAAGAAGGACCUCAACCUGCUCCCGGAGCUAACCUACGUGGACUUGCCAGAGUUGAUAGAAAAAGAGAAGAAUCUCGUUGGUUUGAAGUCGAAGGAACCGUUAUGGGAGCGUAGCGAGUACCUCCUGAAGAGAAAAAACGAAUUAUCCAAGGAAAUUAGGUUGAUAGUACCUAAACAACCAGAAACUAGACAUCUGGUGAUCGAAGGUCACGGUCCGAGACGGAAGAAAAAAGAACCAAGAGUCCCACCUAUAACAAUUUCCGACACUGAAGAGGAUAACAACUGCGAUCAACCAGUAAGUCGAGAUCAGGCAGUCAUCCUGAGGAUUCAAGACAGAGACAUAACUUGGCAUAGAUCUGCCUUCGAAGAUGGACCAACUGAUCCCAUCACGUGGAAUUUGUCCUUCGCCUCGCAAGUAGACAGGAGACAAGAGAAGGAACUCACCCUCGAGAACAGAGGCAAUCGUGUAAUCGUUUACGAAUGGAGAGACGCUGCCUAUAGGCCUGACGCUAUACCUCUGAAAAGACGAAUAAGUUCAUUCUUCUUCAACAAGACAAAAGAGACUAUUCCUCCAGGUCAAAUCGUGAAAUUGAAAGUCUGGUACCUGCCACGCGCCCCAGGUGUCUCCAGCGAACUGUGGAGGCUGAAGACCGACCCUGAAUUGUGUCCCUCGCCAUUGAUAAUUCGACUAAGCGGCUGUGCCGAGACUAUGGACAUACAAGCUCUAGAAAACAAUCCUGUAAUGAUAGUCGACGGGUAUUUGGAUCAGUGCGUUCGAGACGCGACGAUACGAGAGACGAUAAACGAGAUUAUAGAGGACAUGCGCUGUGUGGAGCAUCCAGGGCCUUCCUAUGGAAGCCUGUUUCUGGAAUCGGAGGUAUUCGCGAUCAAGAACCCCGUGUGCUACUAUCACCCAAGUCUCGUGGCCGAGUUUCACAAGAUUCACCAAAACGCGACCAAUCAGAGCGAGCAGCGUUGGAACUUAUGCUUGGAGGAUCUUAGAGAGACGUUGUUGAGGAUCAAGGAACCAGAACGCAGGCACGCCACGCUGACGCGAUUCAGCGAUAUUUAUAAAGAGUGCUUGAAGCCUGCUCUGCUCGCCUCUGUCGAAUACGGCAAGCACGAAACUGUGCACAAUUUGCUGUGUUCUUUUCUGAAUCGUUUCGAAGUCGAGAGCGAGUACGCGUGGAGAGCCUGCUUCGAGAAGGAUGUUAAUGAAACUGUUGUCGCCGUGUCGGAAACGAGCAUGAGGGCGAUAAACGGGUCCCAAGGGUUCGCGAGGAACGGCAAUUCGCGUGUCAAUCGUGAGAGAAGAUCAAACUCUCCCACGGAGAGCGUUCGAAUUCAUGAUAAUAUUCGGAACUCUGGAGUGGUUGACGAUGGACCGUACGGGGAGAUAUUUUUUAUUCGAAUUCACGAGCUUUUGAGAGUGAUCGUCGAACGAGUAUGCGCGGCUAUCGAUUCAUUUAACAAUUUAAACGAACGUGACAAAUGA